Lycium barbarum (goji berry) is the source of this 372-nucleotide messenger RNA. RefSeq lists its product as uncharacterized. The coding region runs from base 1 to 372 and encodes 123 amino acids. Lineage: Eukaryota; Viridiplantae; Streptophyta; Magnoliopsida; Solanales; Solanaceae. The transcript has a single exon. The record is from RefSeq and is a predicted model, not a curated record.
AUGAAUCUAGCGGGAGAGAAGAUAUUGCUUCAAUUACAUGAGCUUGAUGAAUUCAGACUAGGGGCGUAUGAGAAUGCAAAGCUAUACAAGGAAAAGACUAAGAGAUGGCAUGACAAGCAUAUCCAACAUCGUGAGUUCGUACCAGGGCAGCAGGUACUACUCUUUAACUUGAGACUGAGGUUAUUUCCGGGCAAGCUUAAGUCCCGUUGGUCUGGACCAUUUGUAGUGACUAGAAUCACCGCCCAUGGUGCAGUCGAGAUACAAACCAUGGAUGGGGUGUGCAAGUUUUUGGUGAAUGAGCAGUGUCUCAACCGAUAUUGGGGCGGUGAUUUUGACAAAAUGAAGGAGCAAGUGCUCCUUAAUGAUGAGUAG